AUGUUUUAUCCAACAAAAGCAGAUUAUAUACGACCAGCUACAUUGAUACUUGCAUAUACAAAGACUGGACAUUUAAGUGCAGUUGAGUGGGGAAAUGCAAGUUAUCAUUUUUCCUAUGAUGUUCUGAAUCGAUUGAAAGCAGCCGAUUUAGGAAGACCUGCGGAUACUUUAUCAUUUCAAUAUGGAAUCCAAAAUAUCCCAUUUCAGCCAACAAUGGUUUCUGUGAGUGGAUCAGGUCUCUACACAUUACUUUAUUCUGAUAGCUUUAUUGGGUCUAGUGAACAUCAAGAAGCUAGUUCAUUACCAUCAUCAAAAUCAGACUAUAUGGGUCUUUCUGGAGUUAUCACUCCAACCGGUCUUAGACGUCAGUUUACUCGAAUCAAUGGAAUAAAAGUUAAUCGUUUGAUGUUUACACCAUGGCUAGACUCACCCGGUUCCUGGGUCUAUGAAUGGGGAAGUGAUGUUGGUAGUUCUAUGAAAUUAUCAUCAGAUCAUUCACACUUGCUUCGUUUCAUAUGGCCAAGUAGUUAUAGGCGUAUAUCAAUAUUUCCUAAACAAAAUUUCGUAAUUUACGAUAAAACAUCAGUUCGAUGGGAUUCUAAUGGUUUGAAACAACCAGUUAAUAUAUUAAAUGCUCCACUUGUACAGUUGACGGAUACUGCAUCUGGUUUUCGGUUACAGUAUCAGCGUAUCUUUCAAGGAAGUUUAUUACAAUCUUUGCAUAUAAAUCACCGACUACCAGGUGUAAAAACUGCCCAUCCUAAUCUUGGGGGAAUCCUGAAUGCUAAAUUCACUUAUGGUUAUGACUUAAAUAUGAAUCUUGUAAGUAUUCAUACAUCAUUGUUUAUAAGAAAUAAUGAAGACGAUUUUGGUAAUACAAUUAAUUCUGAUGAUAAGACAGUAUUGAAUGAAGAAUCAUCGAUCCGAUUAGAUUCAUUAACUGGUCGUGUAUUGACUAUGAAUGAAUUCACUAUCAAUCAUCAAUCCUCUUCAUUGCAUAUAACUUAUAAUUUAAAAAAUAUACAAAUUUAUCGUCAAUGGGAUGAUCGUCAACGUAUUAUACAAUGCGUAUUGCAUUCACUUAACAGCAGACGUGAAUUGUUAUAUAACUUGUCAUUAUCAUAUCAACCAAACGCUUUACAAGCCUUACAACAACGUGAAGAACGUGAAGGUCAAGUACCACGAUGGAUCACAUAUGUACAUGGUCCAGGUGGACGUUUAGAAGCUGUGGACCGUGAAGAAGCUGGUACAAGUUUAAGAUCACAUAGCCAGUUGAUUUACAAUGCUGAAGGACGAAUAGCACAUCUUCGUAUAGCUACAUCAGAUCCUCAGCUACCAUCGAAUGAGCGGUCAGAGUCUGGAUUAACAAGUCGUUCAGAAGAACUACAGUUCAUUUAUGACUCAAGAGGUUUAUUGGCAAAACGAGGCAACUGGCACUAUAAUUUUGAUGAAGAUGGAUUCCUGAUAAAACGCUAUUUACACAAUUUUUAUAUUACAGAUCAAUUUGCUUACAAUAGUAAAGGAUUGUUGAUAUGGGCCGAGCGUGCAGUUGACAAAAGUGUUGAUUCAUCGUCCACUGACAAUUUUCAUUCAACACCAUCGUCAUCAUCACCAUUGGAUCAAUGGACUUUAGAAGAUGACGCCGGUUUAAAGCGUUCUUACUCAGUUCAAUUCAUUUAUGAUUCUGAAGAUCGGUUGAUAAUUGUGCGUGAUACUUUAAUUGUACGGGAUUCAGUUCAAUAUUUCUACGCCGAUCCCAAACACCCUACACGUAUAACACAUAUUUUUAAUCAUGGACGUUUGAAAACUAUCCGACUGUUAUAUGACCCUAUACAUGGUCAUGUAUUUGCUUUAGAACAAUAUGAUAAUGGUGGUUUAAAUACAAAUAACGGUAAAAGAAACAAUCUGAAUUCUAAUAGUAUUCCAUCUCCAAUGAACUCCUUCGAUGAUAAUCAGUUUCAUCAUGAUUCUACUAAUUCGGCACAAAAACGUGUAUUUUUCAUAAUUACUAACCAUGAAGGUAGUCCAACUGCCGCAUUUUCCGAGAAUGGAAAGUUGGCAUGGGCUGCUGAAUACUCCACUACAGGAAGUCGACGUCUAACAUUAUCUAGCCGCAACAAUUUCUUCACACGUGCCCUUAUUGAAGAAGUUGAUUUACCACUGGGUCAGGCCUCGUGCAUUACCGAUUUUCAUACUGGGUUUCUUUUCUGUCCACCAACUAGUCGUGCAUAUGAUCCUCUUGGUGCAACAUUUACUAGUCCGGAUUGGCGAGGCCUUAUUUCCACUCGACUUUCGAAUGUUAAACGUGAUCCAUCAGUAUUAGAUACUCACAAAUGGGGUCUGACUGAGCAAGAAGCUUUAGGAACUGGCCCGAAUGGUCUCUUUGCAGAACUUCGUAAAGCUAUGACAUCACCUAUUUGGUGGCUUAAACAAGUUGGUUUCAAUCUGGACAAUUUUCUGACAAAGUUUGAUACGUUUGAAGGAAAGGUGGAUAGCAGUAAAAACUCACUCAAAAAUUCAUUGCCUUUAUUUCCAAUUGAUAUUACAUCCAUUCAUUCAUUUGAUUGCAUUCAUAACCAAGGUUAUAAACAGUUAAACAGAAAAUUCGAGCAUCUCAGUAUGUUGAAGUCUAAUCAGUUAACUCCUGGUGGACCACGUGGUAGUGGGCUAUCAAGCUUUCUUCUUGACUCAACAGAUGUUAAUGAUGAAAUGUCUUUGCCUCUGUUACCGCAAACACAAUGUUCGGACCUGAAGUCGGUUAUGUAG
Messenger RNA from Schistosoma mattheei, 2766 nucleotides. The record is from the annotation of a GenBank genome assembly. NCBI's taxonomy places the organism in Eukaryota, Metazoa, Platyhelminthes, Trematoda, Strigeidida, Schistosomatidae.